Orbicella faveolata is the source of this 3605-nucleotide messenger RNA. RefSeq lists its product as uncharacterized. Gene Ontology annotation, molecular function: RNA polymerase II transcription regulatory region sequence-specific DNA binding; DNA-binding transcription factor activity, RNA polymerase II-specific. The record is from RefSeq and is a predicted model, not a curated record. Gene Ontology annotation, cellular component: nucleus. NCBI's taxonomy places the organism in Eukaryota, Metazoa, Cnidaria, Anthozoa, Scleractinia, Merulinidae. Gene Ontology annotation, biological process: embryo development; regulation of transcription by RNA polymerase II.
UUUUAAAAUCUUUAGGCGUGAAUGGGGAAUUGUCUUUCCCAGCAGAUAACUUGUACAUUUACAUUUGUAUUUUCAUUCCACAAGCAUGAUUAAAGCAAACGUCAUUGCAUAAGGGCAAGUCAUUAUUUUCUCACUGAAAGAAACCCUGUUUACAGUAUGAUUUAACUGAUCAAAAUAAACAAAACUGGCACACAUCAAAGCACAAAUUCUGCAGAUAAUUUAUAGGUGGACCUACUACUGUGAAAUAACCUGUGAUCAGGCAUUCGUUUUUCCCCUUCCCCCAUUUGCCCCUUUCCCCAAAAGAAAAAGAAAAAACACACCUGAUUGGAGGAUCACCGUGAAACACAAAAAACAGGAAGACCAUAAAUGCUUAUGGAAUGAUAGUCUGAAGCUAGGAAAAAGCCAAUUAGGCAUGGGAAAACUAAACUGCAAACAGCGACAGUAGUUUGUGAAAUUUUAGGUUUGCUUGCAUGUCAUCAACUUUAUUUUGAUUGGUGAGUACGCAUUUAACUUGUCAGAAUCAAAUCAAGGGUUUGUGGGUUUUUUUUUCUUGCAUAGUCAAAAUUGAUCAUAGUGCAUAAGUUCUGUAGUGACUGUCUAACUCAUGUUGUUCCUGUUUAGCUAGUUGCUAAUUUCUGAUUUCUUUUGAUGCUUAUAGUUCAUUUUGUCAGUGACAAAAACUCCAGAGAACUUUUCAAUAGCUUUUUUUUUGUAUUUGAGAAAAUCUGCCAAGCCACAUGAAUACUAAAUCCAACAGAUGUACAUCAAGUUUGAAAAGACAUCUGAAAGUUCACACUGGCAACAAACACUACAAAUGCACCCAGUGUAAGAAAUGUUUUAACUACUCAUCGCAUUUGAAAAGACACAUGAGGAUUCACAGUGGUGAGAAACCCUACAAAUGCACUCAGUGUCAGAAAUGUUUUAACCGCUCAUCAACUUUGAAAAGACACCUAAGGAUUCACAGUGGUGAGAAACCCUACAAAUGCACUCAGUGUCAGAAAUGUUUUAACCGCUCAUCGAAUUUGAAAAGACACCUAAGGAUUCACAGUGGUGAGAAACCGUACAAAUGCACUCAGUGUAAGAAAUGUUUUAACUGCUCAUCGACUUUGAAAAGACACCUAAGGAUUCACAGUGGUGAGAAACCCUACAAAUGCUCUCAGUGUAAGAAAUGUUUUAACCAAACAACAAACUUGAAACAACAUAUGAGGAUUCACUGUGGUGAAAAACCCUUCAAAUGUGACCAAUGCUGUAAAUCCUUCAAGUAUAAUAAGACUUUAAAAGGACACAGAUGCAGUGAAUGUUCUCCUGAAGACAGAGAAAACUUUACCUGCUGGAUGUGUGGAGAGUACUGUCAUAAUGUAUGUGGGAUUCUCUUUCACAUGUCUGAACAUGGUAUGCGGAAAUUUUGAUACUUAGGAAAGUUGGGUUAUACUCCUGUUUGAGAAAAAAAAUGUCAAAUAGGAAUUUAUAUGAUUAAUGAUCACGACUUGUAACAUUCACAGUGGACCAGUACCUUACAGAUUUUCAUUAGCUAUUAUCUAAAUCAAUGACACAACUGGUUUGAGAAUUCUUAAAAUCCCAGACUACAUUAGGUUUUAUGCUUUGUUAGUUCCUGUUGGUGUUGUGACUAAUCUUUCUAUUCUAUUUUAUUGUUGAAAUUAAAUGUACAUUUUGAUUUAAUAGGCUUUUUUCCCCUUGACACUCAGUCAGUCAGUCACAUAGCAUUUUAACUAUCUUGGUAGUUGGAAAGUUGGGAUAUUAGAUUAGUUAUUCAUUAACAUUAGAGUCCAGCGCAGAUGCUUAUUGAGCUCGUCAUGGCAUGAUGAAGAGAUUCCUGUUGCGCAUUAAGAUAUUAUUCUAGGUACAAAGUGAAAGAGGUUGUCAGUUUGUAGUAGUUGAUAUUGCAAUUAUUUGGCUGCUUCGGUAAGUUUUCAAGACUAGUGUUGUAUUACGUUGUGACCACUCGAACCAAGCCAGAUGGGCCAAAUAGCUAUUUUCAACUUUGUUCACUUGGGCAGAGUUAAUUAUGCAAUCAAAACGUUAAUUGAGAACAAAGGCUGACGAUAUCUUUUUUUUGUAAAUGAACCGCUGACUUUGAAGAAUAUAAACAAGAAGUUGUUGAUCUCUCAGGAAACUGUAAUAUUUUUUAUUAAUUAGUUUUGAUCUUAUUUUUUUGAAACAGUUUUAGAAUUUUUCAGCAAAUAAAAUGUUACAGGUAAGAGUCUGACGCAAAAAUUCCCGCAAAGGAAACAAAACACCCAAGUGAGAUAGAAUUCAAAGGGUGCCGACGGUUGAACAACAACAAGUUUAUUGAUCGGAAUUAAUUAUAUGAGAUGAGACAUAAUUAUAUAUAUUAUCAUUAUCAUUUAGGAUCGAAACUAACAAAUCAUCAAAUUAUCAGGUUUUCCAAGAGGCACACAACUUCUUGCAACUUUGUUGGGUUUCAAAUUUUGUUGUCGAACAAUGUUAUUUGCAUUCUUAAGUUUCACUGGUUCGUUUACACAAAAAGACACCAUCCUUUGUUUUGCUGAUGUUCCAAGUGCUCUGUUUGUGUUCAUUGGUAUUGAAUUAUGUUGCAAUGAAUACUCUGUAUUAACCAGGUUUAUUAUAGAAGUUGUGUUUCAGCUGCCAGACACAAAUGGCUGUAUCAUGUUUUAUUCAUGUAUCUCUCUGUAAUAAUUAGAUGUAGAUGUAGACCAGAAAUGGCAGGUUAACAUCCUGGCUACUGGGUUGUUUCUUUUUCUUCUUUCUCUAGUUGAAACUUCUGACUGACUUCCUGUAGUCACACUACCUUCUCAUAGGGGUGGUUUCUGGCAUUCAAAGUCUCCUAGCAAAAGGAAGGCCUCCUGACUCGUCCCCAGGACUUGACUCUUCCCAGUCGUAUGUUUCAUUUAUCAGCCCUUGCGUAACCCCAGUGAUUUGGAUAUCCCAGAGUUUUGUGUACCCACGUACCCUGGUGUUUUGGUAUCCCAAAUAGGGAUACCCAAAACACUGAAAGCGUAAAACUGGGGAAAGGGAUACCAAAAUUCUGAAAGUAUUGAGCUGGGGCAAGUAAAAAAACCAAAAACCAUUUAUCUUACAAAGCUUUGUUUCAAUAAAUUUAGGCGUUCUUCACCUUGAUGUAGACACACUACUCCAAAAUAGUCGCAACAGACUGUGAUCAGAGUCCCCAUUUAUUCUCCUAGAUUUUGACACGUUGGUUUAGAACCAAUGGAGUAAGUGGGUCUAAGUGGACUUAUAUUUUUUGAUGCAGUUUCAAGCUCCUUAAUCAGUUGAGUAAUAUUCUUCUGAAUGCCAGUAAUGUUAUUGAGCGCAAAGUGUCUGAAUGAUACUUAUGGUGGUGAGCAAUCAUUGGAAAUCGAAGAUAAUGACACAACUAGUGACUUGGAGCUGGGGCUUAGUUUUGCUAAAAAGCUAUUGUUUGACCAAAAAGAUAGAUUUCCCGAGGAGUAGGUACAAAAAUGUACAAUAUUCCACUUUGGAGCAUGCGUGUAAGCCAAAAUUUGGACUUGAAGGUUAACUAGUAAUAAUCAAAGGUUAGGAAGUGCACGUGAGGACGAUGCAUUGUACUUUUGGGUUAAUAAAAAUGUAACAGAGUUGUACUA